Molecule: messenger RNA, 878 nt
Organism: Rhipicephalus microplus (southern cattle tick)
Lineage: Eukaryota; Metazoa; Arthropoda; Arachnida; Ixodida; Ixodidae
Product: ceramide-1-phosphate transfer protein
Biological process (GO): ceramide transport; intermembrane lipid transfer
Cellular component (GO): membrane; cytoplasm; cytosol
Molecular function (GO): ceramide 1-phosphate binding; ceramide 1-phosphate transfer activity
Source: RefSeq, a predicted model, not a curated record
GUUCUUUGUUUACAUUCAUUUUUGCCCGCGAUCUCGCUUCUCUUAGGAUAGGGAGCCAACGCUCAACUCGCGCUCACUUUCGCCUCACUACUGGCACAUUUUCUCAGGUAUUUCAAUGUCAGUGUUCAGCCUCAGGGUAGUUAUAAAAAACCUGCAGGAUAGCCGUGAAGAUGAAGACGACCUUGACAUGGACUCUUACAUCGCGGCAUACCGAGAGCUGUCCAAGUUCUUUGAAGGCCUCGGUUCACUGUUUGGCUUCAUCAACUCUGAUGUGAAAAGCAAACUGGACAUCUUGGAUGACUACCGCAAGUCAGAUGAUGUGGGGGACAACUACGAAACGCUCAACUCCAUGAUCGAGUACGAGAAAGAGGAGGGCAUUAUUGCGGAUGAGAAGAAGCCGUCAGGUUCGCGGACACUACUUCGGCUCCACAGAGCCCUUGAGUUCAUCGCUGCUCUCUUCAAGUGCAGGGAAGGCUCGGUGGGGCCAUUCCCGCAUUGUCCAUUGCCGGAAGUUUUCCAAUACAAAGGCACCCUUCCUUCGAUGAAGGGAUGGGCAGAGCUAUCAGCACUGCCAACGAUGAUGCAUCUGUUGCGUAAAAUGGCAAAAGAGAGCUACGACCAGACACUUGCCAAGUAUCACCCGUGGCUUAUCAGGAAAGGAGCUUCGGUUGCCAUGUUGACUCUCCCGAAGGUCCAAGACAUCUUCGCAAAGGCCUUGCCUGAGGAAAAGAAAGACCUGCGGCAACUGGUGACCGGCGUCUCGGAGGAAGCCACAAAAGUGUAUAACUUCACACAGUCUGUCUACGAAGAGAACAACAUUCUGGAUCUGCCUUGAUAGCACUGUUGUAGCAUUUGCGUGAAAGCUGUGGCCCCUCCCC